AGUUGGCCUAGACCCCAGUCACAGUGGCCCAGAAAGAGAAAUACCGUGUUCAUCGCUGAAAUGGAACCUUUUUACAAUAUACACGCACAAUCGCACACAUAAACAGAGUGUACUAUCACACGUUUAGUAGACUCAAGUAGAGUUAAGGGAAACUGAUAAUAGCAAUGGCAAGCGACUAUCGGCGUCUAUAUCAAUAGCUUGGUAUCUGAUCAACCAUUGAACCACAUACAAUGCGCACUGUUAUCAUCGUCACGAGUUAGUAACCAUUUUGGUUACACUCUCUCCCGCGAAGUCGAUAUUGUCUCGAUUAAAAAACCAAUUAGUUAAUAGUGUAUCAGAUGAUAAUCAUCAACGUUUUAUGAAAUGGCUAGCAGUUCUGAAUUUCCUGUGCAAUUUUUCUGUACACGGACUACUGUACUGGCUCAUCACGCAUUGGCUAAAGACACAACCUCCGUGGCUCUAUGAUAUGCCCUGGGGUAAUAAUUCGACUAUGGUUGUCGUCACCUCGAUUACUUUUGGUUUCAAUUUCUUCUCCUCGUGGGUCGCUUCGGUGUCCUUCUGUGGAGACGCGAACAUCCUCCGGUGAAAGCUCGCGGACUCCUGUUCAUCUCGGGGAGUUGCUUUUGUGCCGGAUUGACUUUCAUUUUCCAGUACCUGAUGGUGGUGAGAUAUUUAUUGCUGGUUCUCUGGAGUGCAGAGAAAUACAACCUGUCACUGUCCUUCCUUAUGGCGGAAUAUCUUUCGGUAACUGGCUUGCUGGCCUGGAUAGUUGCAAGAGAGCGUUUUUUGUACGUAUUUGUUAAGCAUCCUUUUCGUCAGGAUGUCCCUCUGUACGAAUAUCACUUAAGGGUGGUAGCAGGAACGCUUGUGGUGGCCGUGUAUUCUUUCCUUCCCUACCUGAUAACCUCAUUGAAUCAGGUCCCAAAUGUGAUAUAUUAUGCAUUGAUUACGAUCAUCCCAUGGCAGAUUUCAAUCGCGAUGUUAGCCUAUUACGUCUACCAGACCCGAACAAAAGUCCAGUCAAAGUUUUCUGAUCAUCGAUCUAAUGUCCGGAUAGGAUUUUUUCUGGUACUAUUUUCAAACCUGAUAGUACUCCGAGCGUGCUUCUUUGAGACGCACGAUGGGCCAUAUAAUGGACUGCUGCCGCAUCGAUUUGAACUUUUCUUCUUCUAUUUUGCCAGUAUGUUCAAAACAUCAUAUACGAUUACAGAACUGUUCCUGGAUACUGUACUGAUUUCCGGCUUUGACAUCGACGUCGGGAGUCAUGAAAAAACAACACGGACUGGGAACAAACUAGGCUACGGCAUCGCGUCAAAUGAGUUGUCAAAAGGUGAGACCCUCAGUCAAUGUAGGGAACCUUGACGUACUCAAACCCAUAGCCGAGAUAGAUACAAACAGUUCGCAAGGUUCAACGAACAGCACGAAUGUGGAGUCCAAUGUUUGAUACGUGCUUUGGUUUUCUUAAUCGCAAAAUUACGUGAAACGACCUCUGAAUUAUGCUUAACUCCGGUGCUGAAGUGAUAUUCGUGGGAGUCAGAGCCAUUCUCACUUAUCCCUCCUUGAGCAAGCAAAUGGGAUAAUGAGCGAGCAAAUGGGAUAUCAGAAAGCGAGAAUUGAAAGCAAAGUGCAACCUGCAUGUUAUGCUGCUUACUUGUUUUUAUCCGGAGAAUCUGCACACUUGGACGGAUAGGAGCGUACCAGUAUCAAGAUUCAUGGUUUAAUGACGAGUCUGAACCGAAGAUCUCAACUCAAACCCGUGACCAAACCGCUGGCUAAAGAUCUAAACUCUUAUUCUUCGGUGGCCACCAUGAGUGGCGAGGGAGAUUCAUUUCGGAAUGACAUGUACCAUUGAGUCCAUUAAUAAUGAUAAUAGACAACUAUUACAUCCAUGUACUUAUCACCCUUAGAGUCACAGGAUCUUGAAUACUGGUACUAGGCAACCAUGACACAGAUGUACUUAUCACACCUUAGUCAUAGGGACCCUAUUAAACCCAUAUACAUAUC
Messenger RNA from Sphaeroforma arctica JP610, 2004 nucleotides. RefSeq lists its product as hypothetical. The record is from RefSeq and is a predicted model, not a curated record. The transcript has a single exon. Bases 658 to 1362 code for a protein of 234 amino acids. NCBI's taxonomy places the organism in Eukaryota, Ichthyosporea, Ichthyophonida.